Messenger RNA from Toxoplasma gondii ME49, 1028 nucleotides. RefSeq names its product DNA-directed RNA polymerase II RPB11A (gene POLR2J). Gene Ontology annotation, biological process: transcription by RNA polymerase II. The transcript is spliced from 5 exons. The coding region runs from base 492 to 1028 and encodes 178 amino acids. Lineage: Eukaryota; Apicomplexa; Conoidasida; Eucoccidiorida; Sarcocystidae. Gene Ontology annotation, molecular function: protein dimerization activity. Gene Ontology annotation, cellular component: RNA polymerase II, core complex; RNA polymerase III complex; RNA polymerase I complex. The record is from RefSeq and is a predicted model, not a curated record.
GAGAAACCAAGACUUGACCGACUGUUGCCCGCCCUCUGGCAAGUGCCGUGGUUCUUUUCACGUUGCCUCUCCUUUUCGUUUUGUCCUCACACUUGUCAAUGAUACCCUCACCGCUUCGCCUGCUCACUCUUCUCUGCUCUGCCUGACUUCCCCGUCUCUCCGUGUCACCUUCUCUUUCUCCCUCGUCUUCUCGUUUCUGUCUUUUCUCCUGGCGCUUCUCUCGGGGCUUUCCUCGCUCUUUCUCCUUUUCAGAGUUCAACUUCUCGUCUUUUCGUCUGUCCGUUCGAUUCGGAAAGUAUCAGUCUACUCUCGCCUGCUUCGCCGUUCUUUACUUUGUCUUCUUGCUUCUCGUGUGCCGCAUUUGCCUUCUGAAGCUGCCUUGUCUCCCCCGUCUCUAUUCGCACCCCUGGCUGUCCGCCUAUCUCGCGCUUGGACGCUGAGAGUUUCAUCUGAUGCUUCACUUCAUCCGGUUUUUUUAACUGUUCAACGAAAUGGUGAAACAGUCGACUAUGGUGAACCGCCUCGAUGCGGCGGAUGUCACCGAGCUCGCCCCUGGAGUCCACAAAGUCGAGUGGGUUCCCGAUACUCGGUUUCCUCUCUGCGGGACGUUCGUCUUCCAUCUGGAGGACUACACAAUUGGCUACAUCAUCCGCAAUGAUCUCCUCAACGACCCUCGAGUGAAAUUCGUCGGCUUGCGACAACCCCAUCCUCUGGAGCCAAAGAUUGAACUUCGUAUUCAGACAGUCUCGAGCAAUCCUUUCACGCUCGUCCUCGAGAGCUUGAGAAAGCGGAAGGCAGGCCUUUCGUUGCUGAAGGCGCGAUUCAAAGCAGCAGUCGGCGCUGCUCCAGUUGUACAGACAACCGAUGGCGUCCUUUUCCACUCCGGUGAUGCAGCGAAGAGUAUGGACCCCAUGGGAGUGUCCAUGCGUGGUCUGCUCUAUUUGCCGGGGGAGGAGGAAGCAAGAAUUGCCAUUAUCGUUGUCACAAUUAGUCGGAGGAGAACUGCAGAUUUGGACAGCUUCUUGUGA